AUGCGAUUCCUCAUCUUGGCUCUUCUCGUGCUCUUCGCCAUCACCCAGGCCUAUCCAUCAUCGGACUAUCAACCACGUCACCGAAAAAGCCAGACUCAAGAGGCUAACAUCCAGCCAUUCAUCCGCUUCCGCAAAUCGACUCAACCUCAACAAAACUGGAUGUUCCGCCCGGAUGCCGCCCCAUAUUUUGAAUAA
Caenorhabditis briggsae is the source of this 195-nucleotide messenger RNA. Lineage: Eukaryota; Metazoa; Nematoda; Chromadorea; Rhabditida; Rhabditidae. The transcript is spliced from 2 exons. The coding region runs from base 1 to 195 and encodes 64 amino acids. The record is from RefSeq and is a predicted model, not a curated record.